AUUAUCGGGAAGGGACAACUACUUCUUUAACUGAAGAGGAAGGAGAAACAUCAUCAUCUUCUGCUGAAGAUAAACCCCUAAAAAUCAUAGGGACUCUCUCCUCUCCAUCCUCUAAAUAUCUGAUUUUGUCUUUCAUUGGAGAGGGCAGCUAUGGAACAGUAGCCAAGUGUAUAAAAACAGCCACAACUGAAACAGUGGCUGUAAAGAUGACCAAGAGCAAAUUCCUGACAGCUCAGGCCAGAAAUGAGGCGGAGAUCCUUUGGAAAAUGAGACAAUAUGAUCCCGACAGAUUCAACUUUAUCCGAUGCAACGAUGCUUUUAUGUACAAGCAAAAGAUCUGUUUUGAUUUUGAGAUGCUUCAUAUGAGUCUGUUUGAUUUUCAACAUGAGAGACCAGACCGUUCUCUGACUGUGAAGGAAAUCCGCCCAAUCCUGCAUCAGAUCGCCACAGCACUUGAUCUACUGCAAAAGGAAAAAAUCGUUCACACUGAUCUGAAGCCAGAUAACAUCAUGCUGGUGGACCAUGUCAAAAAGCCCUUGAAGAUUAAGAUCAUUGAUUUUGGCUUGGCCUGCCACGUCCCAGAACCAAAGCUGGAUUCAGGCGUUCAACCAUAUGUAUACAGAGCUCCAGAGGUCAUUCUGGGAAUUCCCUUCUCAUCAGCCAUUGACAUGUGGUCUCUGGGCUGCAUUGCUGCCGAGUUAUUCCUCGGAACUCUGCUCUUCCCUGCAAGAAAUGAAUACAACAUGCUUCAACUUAUCAUUCAGGCACGAGGACAAAUCCCACAGAGGGUUUUAAAAAGAGGAGAGAACACAAGAUAUUAUUUCCGAAAGAAGAGGAACAGAAGGGGAGGCUGUAGACGGUGGUCACUGAAGAGCCAUGAUAACUACAGGAGUCUCUGCAAUCACCUUAGUGUCUCUUUAUUCGACCAAAAGGAGAUUCAGUCUCCGAAGUCCCUAAAUGACAUCCUGACGAUGAAGUCUCCCUUUCAUCUGUCGGAUGAGGACACCACAGCAGAACUUGAGGACCAAGAGGACUUUGUGGAGCUUCUAAAGAAUAUGCUUAAUUUAGAUGCAGACAAACGCAUCACUCCAAGCUUACUCCUUGAAAAUCCAUUUAUAACCAUGGAGUACCAAGCAAAGAACCACAGCAACAGUUUUUAUUUCAAAUCAUGUUGUGAUGCAAUGGAGAUCUGCCGGGAUCCUAAUUGGAAAAAUCACUGGGACCACCCUCUUAUCUCAGACACUGCCUUAGCCUUCUCUACUAGUCUCAGCCUCCAUGAAAACUCACAACAACAAGAACAACUGAGCUUCUUAUCGAAAGAGGAAGGGACAUCUUUCUACUCACAGGAACCAAAAGUAGAAAAAGAUGUUUCCUCCAGGUCUAAAGGAGCAAGAAAAAGGAGGCGGUUUUCCUCUGAGGCACCGCUGAGCCCUAACAGAGACACGCAGAGCUCUAUACCAGCAAAGAACUUGGACACUGAUUUAGAAGAGGCAGAUACAGUGUCUACAGGAACUCAAACCGACUUGUCAUGCAUAACAGUCACAGUAAACCCUGAAGGACAGAGGAGCUGCGAUGCUUCCAAAAUUCUGCAUUUUAGCGGUCCAAGAAGUGAAUCACCAGUAAGUAAGAAGAGAAAGGUGAUUAUGGACCUCCAUGAAUCACAGCAGGCUCCCUCUGAAGUAGUUUCUAAGUAUAACCUCAGAUAUAAGAGGAAACAAAGGAUAGACACUGAGAGGGAUCAGGGUAGAGAAGGAAGUACGUCACCAGAGAGAAAGCGGAGAAAGAGCAAUUCCACCAGUGACUCCCAAAAGUCUCCGGCUGUUGCAGAAACAUCAGAAGUUGUGGGUAAAAGCCGGAGAAAAAGAAAAAGAAGAGAGGACUUGAAAUCUCCAGAGAGAAAGAGCAAUUCCACUAGUGAAUCCCAAAAGUCUCCGGCUGUUGCAGAAACAUCAGAAGUUGUGGAUAACAGCCGGAGAAAAAGAAAAAGAAGAGAGGACUUGAAAUCUCCAGAGAGAAAGAGAAAUUCCACUAGUGAAUCCCAAAAGUCUCCGGCUGUUGCAGAAACAUCAGAAGUUGUGGAUAACAGCCGGAGAAAAAGAAAAAGAAGAGAGGACUUGAAAUCUCCAGAGAGAAAGAGCAAUUCCACUAGUGAAUCCCAAAAGUCUCCGGCUGUUGCAGAAACAUCAGAAGUUGUGGAUAACAGCCGGAGAAAAAGAAAAAGAAGAGAGGACUUGAAAUCUCCAGAGAGAAAGAGCAAUUCCACUAGUGAAUCCCAAAAGUCUCCGGCUGUUGCAGAAACAUCAGAAGUUGUGGAUAACAGCCGGAGAAAAAGAAAAAGGAGUGAUGACUCAAACUCUCCAGUGAGAAAGUGGAGAAAGAAUAGCCAUCCUCAGGAUAGUCCAACAGUAGCUCCUCAGACAGCAAACAGAACACACAACAAGUGAAAGAGGAAUCGAAAAAGACACUGAAAUCUGCUCUGUGUGAUAGUACUAGUAGUAGCAGAAAGUGUUUGUGUUGAUGUUUUGGUUCAGCUCCAGAUUAUUUUGCCCCUUUGCUCGUAGAACAAAUAGUCCCUUGUGUCCCUACCUCCUUUUUCCUUCCUCCCUUUAUUCC
Cyprinodon tularosa is the source of this 2613-nucleotide messenger RNA. RefSeq names its product serine/threonine-protein kinase BUR1-like. Gene Ontology annotation, biological process: peptidyl-threonine phosphorylation; peptidyl-serine phosphorylation. The transcript is spliced from 18 exons. Bases 207 to 2444 code for a protein of 745 amino acids. The record is from RefSeq and is a predicted model, not a curated record. Gene Ontology annotation, molecular function: ATP binding; protein tyrosine kinase activity; protein serine/threonine kinase activity. Lineage: Eukaryota; Metazoa; Chordata; Actinopteri; Cyprinodontiformes; Cyprinodontidae. Gene Ontology annotation, cellular component: nucleus; cytoplasm.